AUGGUGCAAAAAUAUCAGUCCCCUGUUAGAGUCUACAAGUACCCUUUUGAGCUUGUGAUGGCGGCUUAUGAAAAACGUUUUCCCACCUGCCCUGAGAUCCCAGUUUUUCUGGGCAGUGAGAUCCUUCGCGAAUCCAGGAGUGAAGAUGGAGCCAUUCAUAUCAUUGAAAGGAGUUGCAAACUGAACGUGGAUGCACCUCGGUUGCUCAAGAAAAUUGCUGGGGUAGAAUAUGUCUUUUUCAUACAGAAAAAUACAGUGAACUGGAGGGAGAGAACGCUUCUGAUCGAAGCCCACAAUGAGACCUUUUCCAACCGCGUCAUUGUCCUGGAGACAUGCAACUACUCGGUUCACCCGGAGAAUGAAGACUGGACCUGUUUUGAACAAUCUGCAUCCCUUGACAUCAAAUCGUUCUUUGGUUUUGAAAACACGGUGGAGAAAAUUGCAAUGAAGCAGUACACAGCCAACAUCAAGCGGGGCAAAGAAGUAAUCGAGCAUUAUCUGAAGGAGCUGAUAUCACAAGGGAUCACUUUUAUCCCUCGGUGGACUCCUCCAGAAGCCAAAGGGAAUCUUAGGAGGAGGAAUCCAUCUGGAAGCGAUAACGGCACCGUAUCCCAAGAAUCCCACCCCCAUGGUACCGAGAAAGAACAGCGAGGCAACGCCUGCCCUUCCGUGGAGGCUUCCACCCCUGAAGGGGACAAACUGGAUGCCGAUUAUAUAGAACGUUACCUGGGACAAUUAAGCCCCAUGCAAGAAAGCUGCUUGAUCAGACUCCGCCAGUGGCUGCAAGAAAUGCAGAAAGGAAAGAUUCCCAAAGAUGAAUACAUCCUCCGUUUUCUGAGGGCUCGGGACUUCAACAUUGAUAAGGCUCGGGAGAUGCUCUGUCAGUCCUUGGCCUGGCGAAAACAAUAUCAAGUGGAUUACAUCCUGCAAACAUGGAGGCCACCUUCUCUUUUGGAAGGAUAUUACACCGGGGGUUGGCAUUACCAGGACAAAGAUGGAAGACCUCUCUACAUCCUUCGCCUUGGGCAAAUGGACACAAAAGGUCUUGUGAAGGCUCUAGGGGAGGAGUCGCUCCUGCGCCACGUCUUGUCAAUUAAUGAGGAGGGACAAAAGAGAUGUGAAGAAAACACCAACCUCUUUGGCCGCCCCAUCUCAUCCUGGACCUGUUUAGUUGACCUUGAAGGGCUAAACAUGCGUCAUCUCUGGCGUCCUGGGGUAAAAGCUCUCCUUAGGAUUAUUGAAGUUGUUGAGGACAACUAUCCAGAGACUUUAGGAAGGCUUCUGAUUGUGCGAGCACCCAGGGUGUUCCCUGUUCUCUGGACUUUGGUUAGCCCUUUUAUCAAUGAAAACACCAGGCAGAAGUUCCUCAUUUAUAGUGGCAACAAUUAUCAAGGUCCUGGAGGACUUGUAGAUUAUCUGGAAAAGGAUGUGAUUCCAGACUUCCUUGGAGGGGAAUGUGUGUGUAAUGUGCCUGAAGGUGGCCUUGUCCCCAAAUCACUGUAUCAAACAGAUGAAGAGUCUGAAACUGCUGAUCAUAUUCGUCUCUGGACAGAAACCAUCUAUCACUCUGCAAAUAUUUUCAAAGGGGCUCCCCAAGAGAUAGUGGUAGAGAUCCUGGAAGGUGAAUCUGUGAUCACUUGGGAUUUUGACAUCCUCAAAGGGGACGUGGUGUUCAGCCUCUUCCAUUCCAAACGAGCACCCGAGACCAUUCGGAAGGAAUCUGCGAUGCCAACUGCUUUGACGGCUGGGGAAAAUGUACAACUCAUUGGCAAGAGUUGGGUCCUGGGGGUGGACUAUAGCCGAGUGGAGACUCCUUUGGUCUGCCGAGAAGGCGAGAGCAUCCAGGGUUCCCAUGUGACCCGCUGGCCAGGUUUUUACAUCCUCCAGUGGAAAAUGCACAGCCCAAUUCCCUGCACUGGGACCAGCCUCUCUCGAGUUGAUGAUGUCUUGGCUACCCUCCAAGUCUCAAACCACAAAUGCAAGAUCCUGUAUUAUUACGAGGUGCUUGCAUCCAAGGAGUUCAGGGGCUCCAUGACAAGCUUGGAGUCGUGCACGAGUGGAUUUUCACAACUCAGCGGGGCUACCACCUCUUCCAAUCGAUCACAAAGCAGUUCUUUGGUCUCGAGAUAGCAUCGCCUGGGAACACACGGAGUACCGGUCUGGGAACGGCCGGACCAAGAUGUUUUCCGCGAGGCUGCACCCUGGAGCGGCCCACGGAGGCUCAAGGCAGCGUAUAGGAAUGGCC
Messenger RNA from Candoia aspera, 2245 nucleotides. RefSeq names its product SEC14 like lipid binding 5 (gene SEC14L5). The coding region runs from base 1 to 2130 and encodes 709 amino acids. Lineage: Eukaryota; Metazoa; Chordata; Lepidosauria; Squamata; Candoiidae. The record is from RefSeq and is a predicted model, not a curated record. Gene Ontology annotation, cellular component: cytoplasm. The transcript is spliced from 15 exons.